AUUAAUUUGUAUAGUUUUUAAUUAUUAUUCUUGAACUAAAAAUGUACAUUCCAAAAUUAAUUCCACUUUUAUCUCUAAUAUUUUUCGCUUUAAACAUCCAAAGUCAAGAAAUUUGUGAUGUAUGUUUAUGUAAAUCAGGAAUAAUUAAUUGUUCCAAUAAAAAUAUAUCAUUAGAUUUUAACAAAACUGAAUUAUGGUUGGAUCAAGCAAAUAAUACAAUUGAAGUAACUGAAUUAAAUUUUCAUAAUAAUCAUUUGGGACAUGUUUAUCCAUUCCCAAAAUUAGAUAUAAAAAAAUUAGAUUUAAGUACAAAUCGUAUUGUUAAAAUUGAAGCUGAGGCAUUUAAAAAUUUAAUGGAUAUGGAAGAAUUGGAUUUAACGGAAAAUCAUUUAAUGAGUGAAUUUCUUACAUCUGAUGUUUUUAUGGGUCCAUAUGCUCCAGAAGAUUCAGAACCUUUAAGAUCGUUAAAAAUCUUACGAUUAAGUAACAAUGCAUUACAUAGUUUACAUCCAGAUUUAUUUGAACAUACAGAUCGUAUUGAAGUAUUGAUGUUGGAUUCAAAUCCAUUUUCCGUAAUUGAUCGAGUUACAUUAAUUGCGAUCAGUACAUUGCCACGUUUAAGGGUUCUGGAUUUAAGUAAUACGGAUAUUAAAACUUUACCCUUAUAUAUGCUUCAUACACCAAUGCAUUUGGAGGCAUUGAAUUUAAGUAAUAAUGAAAUACAAGUUUUGCCAAAAACAUUGGGCGAUGUCCAUAAAUUGGAAUGGCUUUCCUUAAGCAAUAAUCCAAUUGAAAAACUUUCUGGACCAAACAAUGUAUUUCCAGUAAUUCCAACAUUAAAAGUAUUGCACAUGUCAUUCAUGCAAAAAUUACAACGUGUUGAGAAACGUGCUUUAAGUGGUUUACAAAAUUUAGAAGAGUUAUAUAUGAGUGAUAAUCCACAAUUGGAAUAUAUUGAUGGAUAUGCGUUAAGUCGACCAGCAAAUACUGAUAAUUCUUCAACAAAAAUUGAUGAACAAGAAGAAAUAUGGCCUGGAUUAAAAGUUUUGGAAAUACAAAAUAAUAAUUUGACACGUAUUGAUCAACAUUUAGUGGGUAAUUGGCCAAAAUUACAACAUAUCGAUAUUCGUUACAAUACUUUGAUCUGUGAUUGUGAUAAUCAAUGGAUUGUGUCAUCGUUAAUCUUUAUUAUUGGUGGAUUGCAUGAUGGAAGUUUGGCCCAUGGUGUUAGAUGUGCAUCACCAAUUGAAAUGCGAGGUGUAAAUUUAACGGAAUUAUCUGAAAAGAAUGUUCAUAUGCGAUGUUUAGAUUUAAAUGGCGCUAGACCAGAACGUGAUGGAUCUGUAUUAAUUGGUAUCCUCAUUGGUGUUUUACUAACAAUUCCAAUAAUGAUGGGUAUAAUCACAUUCUGUUAUAAGAAAAAUUUCUGUGGAUUAAUUAAUGUCAGCAAAAGUCCAGCCGAUUUUUCGAGAAGUUUCUAUAAGCGUGCUGAUAUGAAUGAUGAUAAUUAUAUUUAAAUUAUUAUUUUAAGAAUAAUUUUAAGAAAUAUUUUUAAUUUUGGCUUGUGAAUUUGUGCUUAGUUUUUCUUUGAUGGUGGCGUUAUUUUUAACGACCUUAAAUAUUUAGCAAAAAAUUCGUGAAAAUAAGUUUAGUACCUCAUAAUGCAAUUCAAUUGGAUAAUAUUUGGACAAAACCGAUCAAAAAAAAUUUCAGCCAGUCUGGUUCCUCAAGAUUAAUGUUUCGAUUAUCGUUUUUAGUAUUAUGUAAGAUAAUAAAUAUUUGUUAAGUCAAAUUUUAGGCUGAAUUCUCAAGACAAAGGAAAAACAGUAACCAAAACGACAGUAAAUGUUUGAAAACAAUUAUUUUUAGGUAGGUACAAGUGAAUACAUUUUGGAACACGGCAUUUGUGUUAUGAAAAUUGUAAAAUAUCGUAAAAUUCACAAAUCACAAUAUGGCAUAUUUUAUUAUAGCCAAUCAUUUGCUGAUUGGCCGUAAAAUGUACUUUAAUCUUGUUUACUGUUUUUCUGUUUGCAUGUGGAUUCCGCUUUAUACGCUUUAAAAUGUAUACAUUUUGUAAUUAAAUAAUAAUUA
Molecule: messenger RNA, 2091 nt
Organism: Chrysoperla carnea
Lineage: Eukaryota; Metazoa; Arthropoda; Insecta; Neuroptera; Chrysopidae
Product: leucine-rich repeat transmembrane neuronal protein 3-like
Exons: 7
Coding region: 42-1517 (491 amino acids)
Cellular component (GO): extracellular matrix
Molecular function (GO): protein binding
Source: RefSeq, a predicted model, not a curated record